Messenger RNA from Brassica napus (rape), 716 nucleotides. RefSeq names its product methionine aminopeptidase 1D, chloroplastic/mitochondrial-like. NCBI's taxonomy places the organism in Eukaryota, Viridiplantae, Streptophyta, Magnoliopsida, Brassicales, Brassicaceae. Gene Ontology annotation, molecular function: metalloaminopeptidase activity. The transcript is spliced from 6 exons. The record is from RefSeq and is a predicted model, not a curated record. Gene Ontology annotation, biological process: proteolysis. The coding region runs from base 1 to 606 and encodes 201 amino acids.
AUGAUUAUAGAGAAUGGAGCUUAUCCUUCUCCACUUGGCUAUGGAGGUUUCCCUAAAAGUGUUUGCACUUCUGUCAGUGAAUGCAUUUGCCAUGGCAUCCCUGAUUCACGACCACUUGAGGAUGGAGAUAUAAUCAACAUUGAUGUCACGGUUUACUUAAACGGUUAUAACGGUGAUACUUCAGCUACUUUCUUCUGUGGAGAUGUCGACGAGAAAGCUAAAAAGCUAGUCCAGGUGACAAAGGAGUCUCUAGACAAAGCGAUAUCAAUAUGUGGAGCUGGAGUAAAGUACAAGAAAAUCGGCAAAACCAUUCAUGAUCAUGCAGAUAAACAUAAGUAUGGAGUUGUUAGACAGUUUGUAGGCCAUGGUAUUGGACGUGUCUUCCAUUCUGAUCCUGUUGUUCUUCACUUCCGGAACAAUGAAGCUGGACGCAUGGUGUUGAAUCAAACCUUCACCAUAGAACCGAUGCUUACGGUAGGAAGCAUAAAACCGGUUAUGUGGGAUGAUGAUUGGACCGUGAUAACAGAAGAUGCAAGUCUCUCUGCGCAGUUCGAGCAUACCAUUCUUAUAACCAAACAUGGAGCUGAGAUAUUAACCAACUGUUAGAAAUUUGAUUCCCAAAUAUGUCUCAUAUUGAUCUUUAUUAAAGUGGAAUACAAAGUCAAAUUGUAUGUAUGAAAAUCAUAUUCAUAUUCAAUUAUUCUUUUGCUCGCAAA